UAAAAACUCAAUAAUUUUAUAUCACCCAGCAUUAGACGAAAAUGGGCAAAAUAUCAGUAUCAAAUAACAAAAACAAAAACAAAUUACUGCAUGAUCCUUUAUAUAAAGAUUUGACCGAAGAUGGCUUGUAUAGAAAGAGAAACAAAAAAAUAGCCAAACAGAAAAAGAAUGAUAAUGAUAAUGAUAACAGCGAGGAAUACAUUGAUUCAGUGACCUCUGGAAAAAUUUUACAAUUAGCAAAGGAGCAGCAAGAAGAAAUAGAAAUUGAAGAAAGGAAGAAUAGGAAAUCCAACUCAAUAAGGAAUGAUUUGGAUUAUGCAUCAGAUGAAGCCAAUGAAGAAGAGUAUAAUAAUGGGGAUUUUUAUGAUUUUGGAGAAGAAGAAUUGGAAUACAGCGAUGUUGAACAAGAAGAAAUCGAAGAAGUAGAUGGCGAUGACAUUGCAUUAUAUGAUAGGUAUCUUAAUGGGAAUGGUCCAACAUUCGAUGGACUCAAUGGAUCAUAUAAUUUAGCAGAUAAAAUUUUAGCAGAAAUUGCUAAAAAGAAGGAAAGAGAUGAAAUUCUCGCUAGUGGGAAGGGCCCCAUUAAUGCUGUGGAAGUUCCACCAAUAGUUAUUGCAGCCUAUUCUAAAUUAGGACAGUUAUUAUCUACAUGGAAACAUGGGAAAUUGCCUAAAAUAUUUAAAAGAUUGCCCAUAGAAGUAAAUUGGGAGGAUUUGUUGUACAUCACUCAGCCAGAAAGUUGGACUCCCAAUGUAUGUUAUGAAGCAACAAAAUUAUUUGUUUCAAAUUUGGAUGCAAAAGGUGCCCAAAAAUUCAUUGAAAUGGUUUUACUCGAUAGAGUCCGAAAGGACAUCGAAGAUAGUGAACAGAAUAAAUUGAACUACCAUCUUUAUCGUUCCUUAAAGAAAUCAUUGUAUAAACCAGCUGGGUUUUUCAAAGGAUUUUUAUAUCCACUAGUUGAGACAGGAUGUACCAAAAGAGAGGCGAUUAUAGUUGGAUCAAUAUUAUCAAAGGUCUCAGUACCUCCAAUACAUUCUGCUACUGCAUUGACACAUUUAUUGAAAUUGGAUUUUUCGCCAACCACCACAGUGUUUAUAAGAGUUUUAUUGGAAAAAAAAUACGCAUUGCCAUACCAAACAAUUGAUGAGUUGGUGUUUUAUUUUAUGAACUUUAGAUUAAUCCAACAAACAAAUAAAUAUGAUGAAGACUUGAAUAUGAGAGAUGAUGAGCUUGAACCAGAUUUGAAGGCAUUGAAGAGGAAACAUCCCCCAUUGCCUGUAGUGUGGCAUAAGGCAUUUUUGGCAUUUGCUCAAAGAUACAAGAAUGAUAUCACAGAAGACCAGCGAGACUUUCUUUUAGAGACAGUUCGUCAACGAUUCCACAAGGACAUUGGACCAGAAAUAAGACGAGAGCUAUUAGCCAGUCAGCCCCGAAUGGAGGCAGGGCUCAAGGAACCUGAAAAGGAGGUGCAAAUGAUUGAUGUGUUCUAAGACCUUUUUUUGUUUCAUGUCUUUCAGCUUACAUAUUUUAUAAAUUUUAUAAAUUUUACAUAUUUUAUAUAUUUCUGUUUCGCUCCGAUUUUUGAUUGGUGGUGUUACAGUCAUAAAGAAGGAAAAACCAGUGGUGCGGAUGUGUUCUGCUGUUGUUGGGCCGCAGAUGCAGUUCCGGUUGACAGCCUUCGGAAUGAACCCGAAACUCAGCGUACUGAAAAAUUAUUGCUGGAAU
This is a messenger RNA of Ascoidea rubescens DSM 1968, 1725 nucleotides long. RefSeq names its product snoRNA-binding rRNA-processing protein ENP1 (gene ENP1). The coding region runs from base 42 to 1490 and encodes 482 amino acids. Gene Ontology annotation, cellular component: nucleolus; cytoplasm; preribosome, small subunit precursor. Gene Ontology annotation, molecular function: snoRNA binding. NCBI's taxonomy places the organism in Eukaryota, Fungi, Ascomycota, Saccharomycetes, Ascoideales, Ascoideaceae. The record is from RefSeq and is a predicted model, not a curated record. The transcript has a single exon. Gene Ontology annotation, biological process: rRNA processing.